AUCAAAAUACACAACAAAAAAAAAUGCCAAAUAAAUAAUUAACAUAAAAAUUAAUCAUCAAGUUUUUUAAUAAAAACAAAAUAAAAAAGAAAAAUAAAUCUAAAAAAUUACUCAAGUAGAAAAAGUACAAUCAGCAAAAUAAAAAUAAAAACAAUGGAUGCUUUUUCUGAUUCUCCACAUACUGAUAAAUAUAAUGAACAUGGUGAAGGUAAUAAUUUACAUUAUGGUGUUGCAAGUAUGCAAGGUUGGCGAAUGGAAAUGGAAGAUGCCCACAGUGCAAUAACUGGAUUAGAAAAUAAUUUAUCUGAUUGGAGUUAUUUUGCUGUAUUUGAUGGUCAUGCAGGUGCAAUUGUAUCAGCUCAUAGUGCUGAUAAUUUACUUGACUCAAUAAUUAGAACAGAUGAAUUUAAAAAUAAUGAUAUUAUAAAUGGUAUACAUAAAGGUUUUUUAAAUUUAGAUAAUGAAAUGCGUGAUUUAGUUGAAUAUCAUUGUGAUAGAUCUGGUUCAACAGCUGUUUGCACAUUUAUAUCACCAGAUAAAUUAUUUAUUGGUAAUUGUGGUGAUUCACGUGCUGUAUUAUGUAGUUCUGGUAGACCAGUAUUUUCAACACGUGAUCAUAAACCAAUUUUACCUGCUGAAAAAGAAAGAAUACAAGCUGCUGGUGGAAGUGUUAUGGUACAACGUGUUAAUGGUUCAUUAGCUGUAUCACGUGCACUUGGUGAUUAUGAAUAUAAAAAUGUAUAUGGACGUGGACAAUGUGAACAGCUUGUAUCACCAGAACCAGAGAUAUUUAUACGUGACAGAGAUUUUAAUAAUGAUGAAUUUUUAAUACUUGCUUGUGAUGGUAUUUGGGAUGUAAUGACUAAUGAAGAUCUUUGUGAUUUUAUUUAUUCACGUUUGUUGAUAACUGAUGAUCUUGAAGUUAUUGCUAAUCAAGUUAUUGAUACUUGUUUAUAUAAGGGAAGCAGAGACAAUAUGAGCAUUAUACUUGUUAAAUUUCCAGCAGCACCAAAACCAAAUCUAGAAGCACAAAGUGAAGAUGCUGAAUUAGAUAUGGACAUUGAAAGGAGAAUAAAAGAAAUUGUCGAGGAACAAGAAGGAAAUGACGAUUUUAAUUAUUUUCAAUUACUCCAACUUUUGGUGGAACAAGAUAUACCAAGUCUUCCCCCAGGUGGUGGACUUCCAGCAAAACAAACAGUUAUCGAAAAAUUAUUUCGUGAGUUAUGCCCAAGCAAAGCCAAAAGCAUCAAGGAUUCCCUGGUCAUCAAUCCCUUCAAGAUAGAAGUAUUCAAUGCAUUUGUUGCUGAACUUAUUGAUGAAUUAAAACGUAAUAAAUAAUAAUAUAAAUAUUUUUUUUUAAAUCAUGAUACUACUAUUUGAAAUAAAGAAAUUAAUUUGUAUCUAAAUUAUAUUUUAUUUUCGGAGAAUUUUUUAAAUUUGUAUCUAAAAUUAUUAAAAUUGUAUUUAUGAUUUUUUCUAUAAAUUCUAUUUAAAAUAGUUUUAUAUAUUUUAAUAAAAAAAGAUAGAUAAAUGUAUUUUGUAAUUUAAAGUUGAUAAAAAGCAAAAAUCAAAUUUCCAAGUAGUUAUUUAAUAAUUAAUGUAAAAAAUUUAAAAUCAUUGUGAAAUUAAAAUUAGCUGGUAUAAUAAUAAAGUGAAAUAAAUUGUCAAAGUA
Aphidius gifuensis is the source of this 1672-nucleotide messenger RNA. Its product is annotated as protein phosphatase 1A-like. NCBI's taxonomy places the organism in Eukaryota, Metazoa, Arthropoda, Insecta, Hymenoptera, Braconidae. Gene Ontology annotation, biological process: negative regulation of stress-activated MAPK cascade; protein dephosphorylation. The transcript is spliced from 5 exons. Gene Ontology annotation, cellular component: cytosol; nucleus. The coding region runs from base 154 to 1338 and encodes 394 amino acids. Gene Ontology annotation, molecular function: protein serine/threonine phosphatase activity; magnesium ion binding; manganese ion binding. The record is from RefSeq and is a predicted model, not a curated record.